UCAGAAGUCAGACUUGAGUAAAAGAAAGAUUUUAAUGGGAGAAAUCGAGAAAUUUUAGUGAAGUAGAACGAUUCUUUGGAAGUCACAUGGCGAGAUUACUUUCUCCUCUUAGACUGACUGGUAUUGUUACCCAAGGCUUUGGUCGUGGUGGCAAAGAGUUGGGUUGUCCUACUGCCAACAUGGACCAAAAAGCUGUGGAUACAGCAAAAAAUCUUUCUACUGUCCCUAACGUCUACCAUGGACGGAAAUCUGGAGUAGAAUACACGCUUAUUGAACAUAAUCCACAGAAAAGGGGUGUGGUUUACAUACCUGGGUUCACUACUGGGCAAGAUUCAGAUGAAAGCAUCAUUUUGAAAAAGUACUUCCAGAAUCUUGAAGACAGUAACUUUCUUUGUUAUGACCCUCGUGGGAUGGGAAUGUCUGACUUAAAAUUUUCGGAUUGUAACUUCUCAACAUGGAUAGAAGACGCAUGUAGGAUGAUUGAUAUGAUGAAUGAAAUAACCAACACACCACCACUGGUGUUGAGUAAAUCUUUGGGUGGUCACAUGGCCACAUGUAUUGCUCAGAGGCAAUCGUGUAAAAUUCAUUCCAUGGUGUUGAUUUGUCCUGGCAUUAACUAUGGACCUGUUUUUCACGAGUUUGUCAAAUCUUUCAUCUCCAAGAAAAAGCUGAGACAGCUAGAAAAUGGAGAAGUUAUUACAAUAGAUCUUGGGGGCCAUGAAGGGUGGAAACCAUUUCCUUAUAGUCUGCAACUUUAUGAAGAUAGUGUUGCCAACAGUAUUGAUACAUCGAUGGGCCCAAUUGAAGGGAAGUUUCCCGUCAGAGUUAUUCAAGGGAUUGAUGAUAAAACAGUUCCGUUUAGUUAUUCUCUAUCUCUUGAAAUCGAUCAAAUGUACAAAAGUGAUGACUUGCAACUCACUUAUAUCAAAAAUUGUGACCAUCAAGUCAUAGACAAUAAAGAUGGGUUUGAUAUCAUCAAGGACACAAUAGAAACACUUCUUGAAAGUUAAUAGUUUUUGUCAGCUAUAAUAUGUUCAAUGUUCAUUAAUUGAGGGAAAAUGUUUUAAUCAAAUCCUUUUACAGUAAUAAUAUGUGCUUUUUGCAUAUAAAUUGUGUUUAAUAGUUCAAGAUAAUAAUAUCGUGGUAUCCAUCCCACGAUAUUACUAUCUUGAAUUAUUUGUCGUCCUCUCUGGUCUUGAUAUUUUUUUGUUCAACAUACUUCACCUUAUCUAAUCUUAUGUAUUUUUGAGGUUAGUGUUUACAGUAGAUCUAGUACAUCAAAUUGAAGUAAAUUUAACUUAUCUGCCUUCAGCAUUGUUUUGAUAUUGAUUUCUUCAGUGUUAUGAAUCGAAAAUUUGUGUAAUUAUUUGGUAAUCAUAUUCAUGAUAUUGUAAGUAUACAUUACAGCACGGCUCCGGUGUGUCUAUACACGUGGUAUCCGAGUGACGUAGUCACGAGGUACUGUACGUGGUAUGACCCGUGAUAGUUCUUAGCCAUUUAGAGGACUGAUACACCCUGGUGUAUCAGUAUUUUUUUUUGAAAACUUCCUUGCACUUUUUACUUCCUUCCACGCUUCAACCUGGACCUCGCCUGUCAUUGAUACUUAUGAAAAUACAGUACGUUUAUAACGGAGGUCACAUGAAGAACACCAAGCAUCCAUUGAUAUGUUAAGAAAUCGCCACGUGAUACCAAGAUGUCCUGCACGCUACCUGUCAGAUGGAAGGCCUCUCAUUGGACAAUGAAAACUUUUGAAGGUGUGAAAAAUCAGUUUUUCGGUAUUUUCGACCUCUUAAUUAACUCCAAAUUUCAAAUUUUUGGUCGCAAACGGUAAGUAUCACCGUGAUCUUGAGCCGUGCUGUAAGUAAAUUAUAAAACUGCUGACAAAACUCGUGCCUUCGGCACUCGUUAGGUCAGCAGUUCUAUAACUAACCGUAUACUAUUACCAUUUUUUCUUCACCCGUCAAUCUGAUGGUAUCACUUUUUAAACCUUAUUUUUUGUUUUAAACUUUUGGCUCCGAUGAGGAGAGAAAGUUUUUGAGGAGAAUUGCUCAGACAUGGGCACUGUGUAAAUUAUUUAGGUAUAUCUUAUACAUUAUGCAUUAUACAAUAUCUUUCCGUUACAAGUUCUA
This is a messenger RNA of Bolinopsis microptera, 2129 nucleotides long. RefSeq names its product IQ domain-containing protein K-like. Bases 87 to 1010 code for a protein of 307 amino acids. Gene Ontology annotation, molecular function: hydrolase activity, hydrolyzing O-glycosyl compounds; protein binding; riboflavin kinase activity. The transcript is spliced from 3 exons. Gene Ontology annotation, biological process: riboflavin biosynthetic process. Lineage: Eukaryota; Metazoa; Ctenophora; Tentaculata; Lobata; Bolinopsidae. The record is from RefSeq and is a predicted model, not a curated record.